AUGGCGAUAAACGCGUUGUGUAAAAGUCUGAGAAAUUAUAAUUUUACUCGAAUUAUUUCAAAUAAUUUAAAUCCAAUCGGGUAUAAUAAUAAAAUUUCACAACCGGCAUGUAUUCUUCCGCGAGUGAUGCUUCUAACUGACAAUGAUAGUGUUAAUAUUAAUUAUAAUAAGUGCUACUGUAAUAUAAUAGGACUUGAAGAUCCGGUGAACCCCAAAAAAAAAAAAGUAUUUGUACCCAGGAUAACUUUGCUGUCGAAUAAAGAUGAGAUUUCUAUUGUCACCCUGGAGGCUGCUCAAAAACUCGCCAACAGGCAUAACAUGAAGCUUGUAAAAAUAAUUGACUUUGACACCAAGACUGAGAGACCUGUUUACAAGCUCAUGACAAUUCAGGAGUACCUCCAGUCAGAAGCGACAACAAAAGCUCAAGCCAAGGAAGCCAAAGAAAGGACUAUCAAGGAAGACAAAACAAUUGCCAUGUCCAGUAAAAUUUCGGAGCACGAUUUGUUCACUAAAAUUAAGAGUAUGAAUAAAAUGCUUGGGAAGAGACAUGGUGUUCAGGUGAUAAUUGCUGUUGACGGUAACAAGGAAAAGGCUAACACUGUAAGGGAUACAAUUAUUGAACACUGUAAAGACACCGCAAAAAUAUCCUCGAAAACAGAAACUGCUUCGAACCUCAAGGUAAUACUCCGACCAAUUUUAAAUAAAUUAAAUCAACAGUCUGAAGAAGAAUAUACCGAUAAAUUGGCUGACAAUAAAAUGGGUUGA
Molecule: messenger RNA, 765 nt
Organism: Cotesia congregata
Lineage: Eukaryota; Metazoa; Arthropoda; Insecta; Hymenoptera; Braconidae
Source: the annotation of a GenBank genome assembly